This is a messenger RNA of Stegodyphus dumicola, 2015 nucleotides long. Its product is annotated as tubulin beta-4B chain. Gene Ontology annotation, molecular function: GTP binding; structural constituent of cytoskeleton; GTPase activity. Gene Ontology annotation, cellular component: microtubule. Gene Ontology annotation, biological process: microtubule-based process. The record is from RefSeq and is a predicted model, not a curated record. Lineage: Eukaryota; Metazoa; Arthropoda; Arachnida; Araneae; Eresidae.
AGAUAGGUCGUCUGCUGCAGAGCAAAUUCAGUCAUCGAAGUUCUCUCCAGCUGUUGAAACGUAUUCUUGUGUCUAGAGAUUUAGUAUUAUUUUAUAUAAAAUGAGAGAAAUAGUUCAUAUCCAAGCUGGUCAAUGCGGCAACCAGAUCGGUGCAAAGUUCUGGGAAGUUAUCUCAGACGAACACGGCAUCGACCCAACAGGUACUUAUCACGGCGAUUCCGAUCUGCAGUUGGAAAGGAUAAAUGUAUAUUACAAUGAAGCCACUGGCGGCAAAUACGUACCUCGAGCAAUCCUCCUCGAUUUGGAACCUGGUACGAUGGACUCCGUACGAUCUGGUCCCUUCGGACAGUUAUUUAGGCCCGAUAAUUUUAUUUUUGGACAAAGUGGCGCUGGGAACAACUGGGCUAAAGGUCACUACACAGAAGGUGCGGAGCUGGUGGAUACCGUCUUAGAUGUAGUAAGGAAAGAAGCCGAAAGCUGCGAUUGCCUACAAGGAUUCCAACUUGCUCAUUCGCUAGGCGGCGGCACUGGAUCCGGCAUGGGAACGCUACUCAUAUCCAAAAUCAGAGAAGAAUACCCUGACAGAAUCAUGAACACAUUUAGCGUCAUGCCUUCCCCUAAGGUAUCCGACACAGUAGUAGAACCUUACAAUGCAACUCUUUCUGUUCAUCAAUUAGUCGAAAACACCGAUGAAACCUACUGCAUCGACAAUGAAGCUUUGUACGACAUAUGCUUCCGUACACUGAAGCUUACAACACCUACUUACGGAGAUCUUAACCAUCUCGUAUCUGUCACAAUGUCCGGAGUUACCACUUGUUUAAGGUUCCCAGGCCAACUUAAUGCCGAUCUCAGAAAAUUAGCUGUCAACAUGGUUCCUUUCCCCCGACUUCACUUUUUCAUGCCUGGCUUUGCUCCUCUAACCUCUAGAGGCAGCCAACAAUACAGAGCACUUACAGUUCCAGAGCUUACCCAACAGAUGUUUGAUGCCAAGAACAUGAUGGCUGCCUGCGAUCCUAGACACGGCAGGUACUUAACUGUUGCCACUAUCUUCAGAGGACGAAUGAGCAUGAAAGAGGUUGACGAACAAAUGCUUAAUGUACAGAACAAAAACAGUAGCUACUUUGUCGAAUGGAUUCCAAAUAACGUGAAGACUGCCGUUUGUGAUAUUCCUCCUCGUGGUCUUAAAAUGUCUGCUACCUUCAUUGGUAACAGCACAGCCAUUCAAGAACUCUUCAAGAGAAUUUCGGAACAGUUCACAGCUAUGUUCCGCCGGAAAGCUUUCUUGCAUUGGUACACUGGUGAAGGUAUGGAUGAAAUGGAAUUCACUGAAGCUGAAUCUAACAUGAAUGAUUUGGUGUCGGAAUACCAGCAAUACCAAGAGGCCACAGCUGAUGACGAGGGAGAUUUCGAAGAUGAAGAACAAGCAGUUGGAGAAACAGCUUAAGAUUUCGCUCUUAUAUACCGUUAUUCCAUAGAGGACCAAAAUUUUAUAACUGGAUUAGAAUCCUAACUUACUUAGCUAUUUAACCCUGCAGUCUCAGUUGUAUCUUACAGUUGUUUCGUAUAAACGUAAACCAGUAUUGACAUAAAUGUACUACAUUCCAAUCCGUUUACUGUUACCAGCAAGUAUCCGGCUUUUUCUCUUUAACUAAAAUGUUUUUUUUUUUUUUUUUUUUUUUUUUUUUUUUUUUUUUUUUUUUUUUUUUUUUUAAGUGCAUUACUUUUGGAUAAGCGUGUGUUUAUCACCUAAUUAAUGCUAGCACUUAAGUCUUCUUAAACAGCGUCACUUUCGAUAAAAUUUUCCCCGAAGCGAAGAUUUCUAUCUGAGGGUGAAAGUUAAAUCUUGAAUUCGUGAAAUGAAUUUGUCUAUAUCAGCAUUAAAUCAAAAUGAAAAUCUAAUUUUCUAGAACUUUUAAACGAAUCAAAUCUAGCACUGCUAAAUCAAAAUUCAUUCUUAUGCAGCUACACUGUUUCCGUUACAUGUUUCUUUUUGAAUAAAAGCUGUUUUUUGAGAA